ACUUGGGGAACCCUGCUAAAUUUAUCUAAGCAAAGAAGACAGGAACCAUUAAAAGAUAUUGAAAGAUGAAGAUGUUCUCAGUCUCCCACAAGACGGCUUUCGUGGUCGACCACUGCCCUUACAUGGCAGAGUCCAGUCGGCAGCAGGUGGAGUGUGACGUGCUGACCAAGAGUCGUGGGCAGGGCAUGAUCCCGCUGGCCCCAGUGACCAAGUCCCUGUGGACCUGCGCUGUGGAGUGCUCCAUGGAGUACUGCCGUAUCCUCUACGACGUUUACCCCCUCAAGAAACUGGUCAACUACAUUGUGAGUGAUUCAGAGUUCCACAUUCUGAACAGCUGGAGGCAAGAGGACCAAAGCACUCAUGAGGUAAUGUACCAUACUCGACGCAGAAAGAGAGAUCCCCCAAAAGACCGAUAG
This is a messenger RNA of Coregonus clupeaformis (lake whitefish), 416 nucleotides long. RefSeq names its product integrator complex subunit 13-like. Gene Ontology annotation, biological process: regulation of mitotic cell cycle; centrosome localization. The transcript has 4 exons. Gene Ontology annotation, cellular component: integrator complex. The record is from RefSeq and is a predicted model, not a curated record. Lineage: Eukaryota; Metazoa; Chordata; Actinopteri; Salmoniformes; Salmonidae. The coding region runs from base 66 to 416 and encodes 116 amino acids.